GAAGCGAGCACAAAGAAAUCAAAAUGGUUUAUACUAGCUCGUUAAAACGAUAUUGGAUAUUGAAACAUUGAACAUAUAUUCACCUUAACGGUUUUUUAAAAUUCUUACAAGUUUCUGCUUGUCAUGGUUCCAUGGCGUUUGUACUUCACGUACAUUUCAAUAACCAUAGGCAGCUCUUUCGUUUUCGGAUAUCAUACGGGAGUUAUUAAUGCUCCACUUUCGCUUAUACAAAACUUUACUCGUAAAGUAAUCGACGACAAAAAUUACGUAUGUGGUUCAUCAUGCGUGAGAACAAUCAUGUCAUUCUGCGUAACCGCUUUUGUAAUUGGUGGAUUAAUUGGUGGCCUUUCUGGUGGAAUUAUUGCGAACAAGCUUGGUCGAAAAAGGACUUUAUUGAUUCUCUCACUUCCGACAAUUAUAGGAUCUGUACUUAUUAUGCUUUCUCUGGCAGUAAAUUCCUUCGAAGUUAUCAUACUAGGCAGAUUCAUAAUUGGUGUUUCGGCAGGGGCUUAUACUGUAGUGGCUCCUAACUACCUGUCAGAAAUUGCUCCACUGUCGUCUCGAGGUGCAGCGGGUACAAUGAAUCAAUUCGUUAUCGUGUUUGCCAUUCUGCUAUCUCAAAUCUUAGGUUUAUCUCAAGUCAUGGGAACAGAAACUUUAUGGCCGUAUUUACUGGGUCUUUGUGCCCCUGUUUGUCUCUUGCAUGUCAUUUGUAUGUUGUUUUGCCCUGAAAGUCCAAGUUACUUAUAUUUGAUCAAAGGCGAUAAGGAUGGUGCAAGAGAUGCCCUUCUGAUUCUCAGAGGCAAAAACUAUGAUGUUCAAAUGGAACUAGACUCAAUUCAACACAAUAUGGAGUACUCUGGAGACAAUCAAUUGUCAAUGAAAGACUUCUUCCAAAUACCGUAUUUACGAUGGGGAUUGUUUGUCGCACUUAUUCCACACUUUGGACAGCAAUUAUCUGGAAUUAAUGGUAUUCUAUAUUAUUCUGUUCCAUUGUUUGAAAGUAUUGGUCUUAGCAAUAAAGAUGCUACUUUAGUAAAUCUCGGAGUUGGAGCAACUAUUCUAUUGGGUACUAUUAUAUCAAUAUUUAUUAUUGACCGAGGAGGUAGACGCGUACUUCUGUUGAUUGGUUUUUCAAUAUGUCUGUUCAGUCUGAUUUCAUUUACGACAGUUCUUGCCAUUCAGAAGUUUACAGGAACACUUUGGCUUACGUAUAUCGCUAUUCUUAUAAUAUAUUUAUUCGUUUCGGGAUUCUCUAUUGGACCAGGUUCAAUCCCUUGGUUUAUUGUGGCUGAAUUGUUUACUCAAGAACACAGAGACACUGCAUCAAGUGUAGCUGUUGGCACAAAUUGGCUCUGUAAUAUUGUUGUUGGACUUGUUUUCCCACAAUUACUUGCAAUCAUGGAUAUUUAUGCAUUCAUACCGUUUAUAUGUAUACUGAUCACUGUGAUUGUUCUUAUCGCUUUAUAUCUACCAGAAACAAAAGGUUUUAGUCCAAUUUAUACUGAAUCUGUUUUCAAGGCUCAAUUUAGACAUUCAUCAAGGAUCCCGUACACAUGGGAGAUUGGCAGCCAGUUAAAAUUUGCUUUCACUGAACAUUAAAACAAAAUUAUUAAUAUAUAGGUUUGUAAGUAUUUUCGUCUGUUAAAAAAAUGUGAUCAUGAUAUAUGAGAAAAUCACUACUACUUAACAAACAACAUUUGUAUAUGUUAUUCUAUCUAUAUCUAUUCUUUACCACAUUAAAAAAUAUCAAUGAUCAAUGAAUGACUUUUGGAUUUUAUAACCAUGCCCGAUUGGAUUUGGAUUUUUGAAGCGUUGAACACACGUGGCUAAUUCACCACCUAUUUACUUCUACUACUACUACUACUACUUUGUUAAUUUUUGCAUAUCUUGUCUUGUCUUGUGAGGGAGAAAGACAGAGAUAUGUCCUGUGAUUAACAAUUCUAUAUAUUUAGCCAAUAAAUUAAGAUUCUUUUUUCCUUACUACUUACUACUUGUGUUCAUUCUAUAUUAUAUACACAAACAAAUUCUACACUUUUAACGAUCACUGUUUGAUUUCUUUCCUUUCUUAUUGCACUUCGGCUACCAUUAUUAUUAUUAUUAUUAUUAUUAUUAUUAUUAUUAUAAUUA
This is a messenger RNA of Trichobilharzia regenti, 2130 nucleotides long. The record is from the annotation of a GenBank genome assembly. NCBI's taxonomy places the organism in Eukaryota, Metazoa, Platyhelminthes, Trematoda, Strigeidida, Schistosomatidae.